CUACUAGACACUGAACAUUGUUCUAAGUCACCUGACUUGUGUAAAAAAAUCUACUUCCAGCUUAGAAGUCUCAAAUUACAAAAUGGCGCGGAUUACAUAUUUCACUUUGAUCUUUUUCAUGUUAAAAGAAAUAAAAGGUGGAGAUCCUUUCGAAGACACUUUGUCCACCCGUUUUGAAUGUUACGGUAUGGAACAACCUGGUUGCACUACUGACUUCAUUGAUGCACGUCCUAAACUGGCAAUGUCUCAUAACAAUAUGACAAAAGCAACUACGCACAUAUACUUAUUCACUCCAAAUAACGUAGAGACCCCCGAGCUAUUCCAUAAGUGUCCCGACGCUGUGCCUCCAAAAACUCUUUUCAACCCAAAAUGCAGAACCGAUAUAUUAAUACCUGGAUUCGUUUCAGGUAUAUGCAACUUUGCUGUUUUUCGAGAAAUAAAAAAUGAAAUGUUGAAAAAAGGUUGUUACAACAUGCUUUUAAUUGACUGGAUGUGGGGAAAUACUUUUGAUCCACAGGACACUUUUUACAACGCCAAACAUGUUGCUAAACAAGUUGCUGCUGUAAUAGAUAUUUUGAAGGAAAAGUUUAAUCUCACCCAUAAAGAUUUUUCAUGCACUGGUCAUAGUUACGGAGCACAUUUAUGUGGAUAUCUAGGGCAGGAAACCCAUAUUUCAAUCAUUAACGCUCUUGAUGCUAACGGCGUCCUUUUAACCCAGUUCACGCCAUUAGAUGACAGACUGGAUCCUGGAGAUGCAGAUUGUGUUCAAGCCAUUCACACGAACGACGGCCAAUGUCUUCCCUUCCUUGGAAUAAAUUAUACAAUUGGCACAGUUGAUAUAUAUUUCAAUGGAGGAAAAAUACAGGAAGCGUCUAUUGAGACAACAAAAAAUGCUUUUCUCAAAGGAGACUUUGUUUUCGGUAUCAAUUCCAUUUUCACCGGGAGUCAUCUUCAAGCUUUAGAAUAUUAUAAAGCAUCAAUUAACGCAGACGAAUGCAAAUUCAUAGCCGUGAAAUGCAGAAACUAUGGAUAUUUCAAAAAAGGCAGGUGUGCCAGUUGCGGAAAAAAAGGCCAAAACUGCAUCUUAGUCGGCCCAGACUUCUGUGACUGCGUUAGUCCAUCCUUUUUGAAUAGAAAACGCACUCGAAAGUAUUACUUGGAUACGGACGACCAUUGCCCAUAUUGCAACAAUUCCAAAGUGGACAUUUCUGGAUAUCACUGCGAGACAAAAUACACAAGUGUUUGAUCGCUACAGAGUUGGCUACAUUAUUCAUUUUCAAAUAAAUUAGAAAUUGAUUUUACUCGUGUAAUUUACAUCUAGUAGAAUUAAAUUUGUAUCCAAAUUGUAGUUUUCGAAAUUGCUCGUAAAUAUGUAUAAAUAAAAGUAA
Messenger RNA from Uloborus diversus, 1388 nucleotides. RefSeq names its product inactive pancreatic lipase-related protein 1-like. The record is from RefSeq and is a predicted model, not a curated record. The transcript is spliced from 8 exons. Gene Ontology annotation, molecular function: lipase activity. NCBI's taxonomy places the organism in Eukaryota, Metazoa, Arthropoda, Arachnida, Araneae, Uloboridae. Bases 83 to 1246 code for a protein of 387 amino acids.